AUGUGUAGCCCCCGUGACGUCACAAGACGACACGAGGAGGGGAAAAUCAGCUACGAGCCUCAAAACCUGAGCAUUGAUCGACACUUCGAUCUAUCCCCCGGUGUCAACCACCACGCUAGAUAUUUCUUAGUCAAUCUUACCACUAUUACCACUAUUACCACUAUUACUACUAUUCGUCUAUAUUUACAAUUACAAGACGAUUUACUUGGACUAGACAAUCCGCAAGGUGACAUCUACAACAGUACUGUCAAUAAUAGCACUGACCCUACAAAUAAGACUGACAAUAAUGCAAGUAGAGUACCUGACCCCAAAGAUACAAACAGUGCGACUCAACCCGUCGAGGUAGUAAUUAGACAAUUAAGAGCCGAAGCAGAAACCUGGAAAACAGCUUGUCAGCAAUUGACGUCACCCUUUGCCAGUACCUUAGCUCGAACGAUGACUAAUACGAUAAAUAAUAAUAAUCACAUCAACGACAUAUAUGCGUUUCAGCCGCGGGAAUUCCCGAGUUCAAAUUUUUCAGCGGGAAAUCACUCCGUGCCGCCCGCACCUAAUUUUUUCCAUUCGGACAUGCUUCCCUACCCUACAGCAUCAGCCCCAACGUUUAGUGGGACUGCGCGUUUACCGUACGCGCUUCCAUCACUUGCCCCACUACUCGUACCACCGGUGCCUCAACAUGUACCAGCUUCACAUGUACAGUCUCAUACUACGUUACCGCACGUAACACAGACUUACACAGCACCACCGACGCCAUACUAUGUGUCAGGUACACACGCACAUUCACACACUACUGUACCUCACAUGACGCAUACUUAUACAGCACCGAUCGCCUCUUUCCAUGUGCCUGCGUCACAGACACAGCAACACAUACAUGCUAUUCCAGGCAUAGUCCCAAUCGCUACUCCUUCCUAUACGUACCCGAGUACAGUUGCACCCUUACGGACUAAUGACAUUUGCCGGACUGCGAAAUCAUGGAAUGUAUUUUUUCCCCCGCGCGAUUCAUCUGUAAAAUUAGAUGCCAAAAAAUUUAUUAAAACCUUAGAACAACGAAUGGUCAGUAAUGAUAUCCCUUUAGAAAAUUUUAAGCCGGUUAUUGCUUCAACAAUAACAGAACAUAUUGACACUUAUUCAAUACUAUAUAAACGCGUUAGUUCUUGGCAACCAGUAGUAGAUUCAUGUCAACGCUCUCAUAAUAACGAAGAAGCGAAAUCUAACAUGGAUUCCGAUUAUAAUCCGAAAACUCGAACAAAAUUAAAUGCUAUUACCAAAUCGGAAUUAAAGAAUUCCAAGAAGAUGACGAUUAAUUCGGAAAAAGAACAAAAGACCACGCUUUUUGCAUUGCCGAAUCCAAGCCCAGUUAACUCACGUAACGAAAUUCCAAAAAAUGACCACUCGCACGUACUCGUAUCCACUGACUGCGACCGUUGUGGACGCAGUGGAUAUAUUGCUGCGGUCUGUUGUUCACAAACUACAGACGAGAUACGAGAAAGAGCCGGUUUACGACCCUUUGCGAAAAAUCCGGAUCCCGAAAACCAAGUAGUUACUCCGGUGAUCUCCAAUACACAAACUAAGGCUCAAAUAUCCGCGAUACAAACCCUUACGGCACCUAUUUCUUUAACUAGUGCCCCAGUUAGGUCAGUUUCAAACAACUGCGAACCAAAUACUUCAGAAAAUAGUUCAGAAACCCCUGAUAUUAACCAAAACAACUUAGAUUACGAGUAUAUGGACUAUGAGUCAGACUCUGAGUCAGAAAUGCUUAGUUCAACACCCAAAUUAAAAAUCAAAUCCGGUAAUGAACCUAAUGACCUUAUGCUCAUACACAGUCUCAGCACACAUGACUCAAACAACUCUAAAAUAUCAAGUCAAAAUAAACGAAAACCAUCAUUUCAGACUAGAACUGAGAGUACUUCGAAGUUGUCGUCGAUAACAAGCGUUAAAUCAGGAACUUUACCUUCUGAUCCCAUAAUCACUUGUAAUUCUAAGAAACAGUCAUUUUCAUUACCAUCUAAAUCAUUAAUACCGACCCCUACAACGACAACGACCAAUACUGAAGAAGUUUCAACAUCCAUCACCCAGCUCAACAUUGGCAGAAUUCCUAGACCAACAAUGGUGCAGCCUGGCAUAACUUCUACAGCUCCAACGACUAUAGCAGCUGUAUCAGAUCCAUCAGAUAACAAUGUGGCAACCAAAAAGCUCAUGCCGCAUGACAGAAGCCAGUUGACUUCAUUAUCUCAACCAAACUUCAGGUUCACUUAUAAACGACCUGAAUGGGUUUAA
Molecule: messenger RNA, 2274 nt
Organism: Cotesia glomerata
Lineage: Eukaryota; Metazoa; Arthropoda; Insecta; Hymenoptera; Braconidae
Product: flocculation protein FLO11-like
Exons: 4
Coding region: 1-2274 (757 amino acids)
Source: RefSeq, a predicted model, not a curated record